AUGACGAACAAAUUUCCUGCGAAGCAGGUACUGGCCGGUUGCGCUAUAUUAGCGCUGGGAGCUAUGAUAAUCUUCGUUUGGGUGGCAUUCGGACAGGGAGCGUUCAAAACCAGGCGACAACACAAUUCCUUUAACGUUACAAUGGCGACGCCGACGCCGGUGCGAAAUGACGCCGUUUCGAAUACCACCAAACACAAAGAAAUAAUCGAGAAAACGCACUUGGAUGACAUCGAGACCGACGACAUAGAAUUCGUGAAGCCCAUGAAAAUCACUUCGCACGUAUUUUACGGCGAAAAUCCAUCUAUAAAAUACCAUUACGGUCAUUUUAGACAGAAACAAGCGGAAUCCUGGGACCAGCAUCCUCUUUACGAAAUCGAUGCUUUCGGUAAGAAAUUGAUCUUAGAAUUGGAUUACGAUGGGAAAUUCGUCGCGCCAAAUUUACACAUUGUAACACACUUCAAUGAGAAUUUUACUCAAAAAACGAAACACGACCGCAGAUUAUCGGGCUGUUUCUACACGGGGAAAAUCAGAGAUGAGGCCGAAUCCAGCGUCACAGUCUCCCUUUGCAACGGAAUGACAGGUUAUAUUAAGGCGAAAGACAGCAGUUACUACAUCGAACCGGCGGAGAAAUUCGACGAAGGUUCCCCGACCAGCAUAAUUCACCGGAUUAAAAAACUACCUCACGCGACCAGAAAACUCAACGACGUCACCUUCGAUUCGAACGCCUUCUACGAAAAUAGCGAGAAUCAUACCAUCGUGAUCGACGACGUCGUGGAUAAUCCCAAAACACACCGAUUGAAGCGGUCUUUGCACGACGCCGACGGCUUCGAGGGUACUUGCGGCGUCGCGACGAAUGAAGAUAAAGAACCAUCUGAAGAGGCGCCGCGAUCGCGUCGCAACGCCAAAUGGACCAACAUCAACAGGAUAAGCAACGUUUCGUACGUAAAAGUACUGAUCGUGGCCGACAGGACUAUGGUGAAGUAUCACGUAACACAGGACGAUUUGACCUACUACAUUUUAACCAUUAUGGGACACGUGUCGUUUUUGUAUCAGGAAGAAACGAUAGGUAACGCGAUUUCGGUGUCGCUGGUGCGCAUAGAGGUGUUGACGCACUUGGAUUUUUCUAAUACGAAUUCAGCAGGAAUGUUACAGAACUUUUGCAAUUGGACGAGACUCAACAUACAAGAUAGGUCGCAUAACGUUGCCGUUUUGUUGACCAGGGACACCAUUUGCAGGAACGAUAACGACAUUAACGAGCACUGCUCGACGUUGGGAGUAGCUCGUGUGGAUUCGAUGUGCCAGUCCGGAUGCGCCAUCGUUAAGGAUAAAGGUUUGGCCACUUCGUUUACCAUCGCUCACGAAAUUGGGCACGUACUCGGCAUGCCUCACGACGAAGAUAAGAAAUGCGAGAGAUUUAACAAGGGCAUCAACACGAACAAUAUUAUGACGUCUGUGUUCAAGAGGUCCUUUACGUGGUCUCCUUGUUCCAGUUAUUACGUCACUGAAUUUUUAAAUUCUGAAAGAUCGAAUUGUUUGAGCAAGCCGCCGAUGAACGAUUACCUGCCCACUUACGCCUACAUAGAGACUUUGCCGGGCGAUAAGAUUGAUUUGGAGAAGCAGUGCGAGCUGGAAUUCGGACCGGGAACGAAGGUGUGCCUCUCCACGGAAACCUCGGAAUUGAUAGGCUACAGAUCGCACGAGUGGCUAUCACCUGGCAUGUCGACGCCUUGUCAGUAUUUGUACUGUUUCAAUGCUAACAAAAGCCAAUGUACUUCCACGUUUGUACCUUGGGCAGAUGGUACCAGAUGCGGUGAUAGAAGAGUUUGUUUCAACGGACAAUGCAGAUACGAGCACGAGCUGGUAACUAGAGAUGGAGGUUGGGGACCCUGGGAACCGUACGGGCCGUGCAGCAGAACCUGCGGCGGUGGAGUGGCGGUGUCCAGGCGGUACUGCGAUUCCCCGAAGCCGGCGAACGGCGGUUCGUACUGCGUGGGCGAGAACGUGCGGUACCAGUCGUGCAAUACGUCCGAUUGCGAACCGGGCGCCGUCGAGUUUAGAGAAAAGCAGUGCGCCGAUUUCAACGGGAAGUACGUUGAGAAUUUGAAUUUGGCGGAUCAGAUCAGGUGGGAGCCGGAUUACGAUAGAGCGCUGCACGGGGAUAAUCAGGAGGAUUAUUGUAAGCUGUUUUGCAUUCCGAAUAAAAAGCCGAGUUUUAGAUUGAUGGAUAAGGUGAUAGAUGGUACGAAAUGCGGACCCACCGGGUUCGGUAUUUGUGUUAAUGGUAUUUGUUUGAAAGGCGGUUGUGAUAACAUUCUCGGUUCUCCCAUGGUGCUAGAUGAAUGCGGUAUAUGCGGAGGAGAUAACAGCAGGUGCCAGGAAAUCACCAAAACCUACAACAAAACCGCAACGGCUAUACCUAAUUACAACAAAGUCGAUCGAAUACCAAAAGGAAGCUCCAACAUCAACAUAUCCCAAUACUCUUACCCGUACUUAACCAAAGACAGCACUUAUCUCGUAUUAACGGACGGCGAGACGGGCGAAUUCCUGCUCAACGGCGACCGGCUCAUCAACAUGGACCCUCGCGAAAUCAAAUUCGGCAACAUGAAGUUGAAAUACAGCGGCGCCAACACCUCCACCGAAUGGAUAGCCAGCGAGAAGCACAGGAAGUUGCCCAAGGAUUUGAUCAUACAGGUGCUGUCGUACGAUUCGUCGCCGCCGAACAUCCGCUACAGAUACAUCAUCGACAUGAAGGAGGCGCCCAGGUAUCCGAGAUAUCAUUACAGUAGCUACAGGGGAUAUUCGAAAAGCUACGCCUGGCGACUGAAGCCGAAUCAACCGUGGAGCACAUGCAAUUCUAUAUGCGAAGGGAAACAGUACAGGAAACCCGUUUGCAUGGAUUUGCUGACCGACGUCGAAGUGAAGCCGCACUUAUGCGACAACAUGGACGACAACGCCAUUCAAGAAAGGGACUGCAACAUGCAAUGCCAAUUGACGUGGAACAUUGCAUCUAAAAGCGCCUGCUCGCCUCAAUGCGGUUUAGGAGUUCGUAAUGUUUAUUACAACUGCAUGAAAGUGGAUAAAAAUAAGCCAAAUUACAACGAAUUGGUUAACGAGAAACAUUGCACAGUGUUAAAACCGCCGACGGCCAGGGAGACUUGCAAUACCAUUUGUAAUUCGACUAGGUGGGAUUAUUCGCAAUGGUCAGAGUGCAGUAAAACGUGCGGAGGAGGUGUACAGAGAAGAACGGCGAAAUGCAUCGAUGACAGUAACACACCUAUAGAUGAUUCUUAUUGUAAUAACAGCGAAUUGAUCAUAGAGCAGAUAUGUAAUACUGAAAACUGCCCUAUUUGGACAUUGGCCGAGACGUCAUCUUGUUCGAGACCGUGCGGGGGAGGUUACAGAAAUCUGACCUACUACUGCGCGUUGGAUGGCCGAAUUCACGACGACUACGCGUGCGACGUGCAUUCGAAACCGCCGCACCGGGAAUUAUGUAACGACAUCCCGUGCAGAUGGUCCCCGAUGAACAGUUAUCACUCGUGUUCGGCCACUUGUGGCGAAGGCGUGGAGAAAAGGGUGUUCGUUUGCAAGACGUUCGAUUCGGAAGAGAUCAUAGACGAUAGCUAUUGCAGGGACAUCGCAAUGCCCACGGAAGUCAGACCUUGUUACCAAAAGAAAUGCGACUUUAUGAGCAACUUCUUCAAGAGAAGAUACUCUAUAAAGAGCGACGUCGACAACGCGAUUGAGGAACCGUUUGUGCGAACGCGAACAUACAAAUGGGUCGGCGGUGAUUGGUCUACGUGUUCGCAAUCUUGCGGUAUCGGCGGUAAGAGGAAGCAGUACUUCAGAUGUUUGGACGAUAACGGCGAGGAGAACGGGAAAAUGUGCGAUCCGACCGCAAAACCGAACAACGUGGUCAGUUGCAACCUGAUCGCUUGUCCCAAAUGGAAAACCGCCGAUUGGAGUCGAACGUGCGAUGCGAACUGCGAAAGAUACCGGCAAGUCGGUUGUGCAGAUAGUUCAGGAAAAGUGGUAGAAGAUUAUCAUUGCGACGUUGCAAAGAAACCUCAAAAUUCGACCAAGUGCAAACUAUCGGAAUGUUCGUACAUACCAAGAGACUACUUCAGCUUAUCAGAAAAAGGUGACAAACGGUACCGAUGGAAAAUUGGACCGUGGAAACCGUGUUCCAACUUUUGCGGCAAAGGCACCAAGCGACGUCACGUACAGUGCGAGGACGCUCUCAAUGAGCUUACCGUCGUCGACGCGUUUUGCAAACACGCGAAAAAACCGAAAACGACGAGACCGUGCGAACGGUAUAGCUGCAAAUUCGCCUGGAUCGAGGGGUACUGGUCGGCUUGCUCGGCAUCGUGCGGCACUGGCGUCAAAAAACGCAACGUGACAUGCCACAGGGUAUACAAAGGCGGUAUAGUAGACCCGGUACCUUUGCCGGAACAUUUCCACCACAACUAUUGCUCUCUAAAAACCAAACCACCAACGACAUCCAAAUGUAUUCUGUCGCAUUGCGGGGACCAAUUCGUAUGGCAAACGGAACCUUGGAAACAGUGUUCGCAACGGUGCGGGAAAAAAGGACGGCAAGUGCGCGCCGUUCAAUGCGUAAACGCUUGGAACAAACAAAAAGUGCCGAGGUACCGUUGCCGUAAAAACCUAAAACCGCCGAGGAAACGAAAAUGCAACCAAUGGAAGUGCCUCUACAGGAGUUGCAGGGAGAUCAAACAUUACACGGGCACCAAAACGAACAGGGACUAUGUUAUAUUACUGCACGGUAGGCCGGUACAAAUCCAUUGCUACAAAAUGGACACGCCCGAACCGUUGGAAUACAUCAGUUUGCAUUCCGAUGCCUUGAAUUACGCGGAAAUAUACGGCAAAAGGUUAAAUAACGAACGAUCGUGUCCGUCGGGCGGACAAAGACGAGCGGAUUGUCCGUGCGAGGAUAUCGGUUCCGCAAGGUCUGGUUUCACUAAAUUCUGGAAGGUCAGAUUGGACAUAUCGACGAUGAAAAUCAUCGGGGAAGAUUUCACCUUCUCCAAGCAGAUCAACGGCACGCACGUACCCUACGGUACGGCCGGCGAUUGUUACAGUUCGAUACAGAACUGCGCGCAGGGGCAAUUCGAAAUAGACCUAAUGCACACGUCGUUUAAGCUGGCCAAAAGCGUGCGAUGGGAGAAAUUAGGGCCGUAUGCAUCAGCGCAAAUUCGACGAUCAGAUACAAGGGCUUCCGGUAAAUGCGGUGGUUAUUGCGGAAAUUGCAUUCCCGAUCCUAACAUAGGUCUUGCAGUAGAAAUAACCUAG
Molecule: messenger RNA, 5307 nt
Organism: Phyllotreta striolata
Lineage: Eukaryota; Metazoa; Arthropoda; Insecta; Coleoptera; Chrysomelidae
Source: the annotation of a GenBank genome assembly